Molecule: messenger RNA, 3367 nt
Organism: Onthophagus taurus
Lineage: Eukaryota; Metazoa; Arthropoda; Insecta; Coleoptera; Scarabaeidae
Product: Protein interacting with Ttk69 and Sin3A
Biological process (GO): regulation of transcription by RNA polymerase II
Cellular component (GO): nucleus
Molecular function (GO): transcription corepressor activity
Source: RefSeq, a predicted model, not a curated record
GCGGACCAGUACGAGCGCAGCCUUUGUUCGGGUCGGUUUCACGAUCGAAAUUCUCCAGGGUUGUUUAGUGUGCUGCAACGGCGCGAGAUGGACAGUGAUCCGCGAGUGAUGUGCUGGUAGCGUUUUCGUUGAACUUUACAAGAUCGAAUAAAUGGUGAAGAUGUCGGUGAUGCAAAUGCAGCAGGCGAAGCGGCAGCACUGUUAUCUUUGUGAUCUGCCCAGAAUGCCUUGGGCCAUGGUCCACGAUUUCUCAGAGGCUGUAUGCCGUGGCUGCGUUAAUUAUGAAGGUGCAGAUAGGAUUGAAAUUGUUUUGGAGACCGCGAGGCAGAUGAAGAGGCUCCAUGGGUUCCAAGAACAGAGAUCGUCACAUCCUACUUCGAAGUCUCAUAGACAAUUAGCCGGUGGACCAGACCACCAAAACGGGGAUGUUGUAGCUACGUCUAGCAGACAACAAGCCGCAGGGGCUCAUCAUAGCUACAACGUUCAUCACUCGAGAACUAAUAUUUUAACAGAAUACCAAGGUACUCAACCUCCUCCUCCACCGAGAGGUGCCACCUCCAUGGCAAGACCUCUUCAAGAAGCCACAACAGAGCACGAAGCUUUAGUAGCUAGGACUGCCGUCAGAUUACCAUCGACACACCUCGGUGCUGCUACUCACCACUCCCUACAAUCUCAUCAUCAUCAUCCUGGAAAUCAACGCUCCUCUGGGAUCCAACAGGGACUCAAGAGGGGCCUCUCCACCGCCGACGACGAUGACAAUCAUGGACUACAUCACGCUAACGGCGUAAGUGAUGUAAACGGCGCUAAGAGAAUGUUAACGGUUGAGGAACACAGCGGACCCGCCGUACGUCCUCCUCUGACUCGUGGGGAAUCCCUUCCUGCGGUCUCACUAGCCCAACCAUUUGCUAUAACAGCCGAAAGAACAUUCAAGCAAGAGAAACAUCCAUUGAGGACUGCCUCAUUUGAUACAGCCACAGCCUUUAAACCUAAUGGAUACACAGCUCCGGUUUCUGUGGCAAGCGGAAAUAGUACCACUUCUAGUUCGCCUUUAAGCAACAGAACUGUUUCGCCCCCGGAGGCUAAUACCACAGGUAGUACACAACAAUCACAAAGUAGUAGUGCGAAUUUGGGACAAAAUCCAAUGGCUGCCUUAAUUUCUGCAGCCGACAAUUUACCGCCGGGGAGUCCGAGAUCUGCCGGUGGUAGUCCUCCUAGUACUGUAGCGCCGAGAUCGGCAUCUAGAGGCUCGCAGCAUUCGCCAAAUUCAAGCGGAUCUACGAGUAGUCGUCGAUCGUCUGGCUCGAGACAUGUCUCUUCUACCACAGUUACGUCAACCGAUGUUUCAGCUGGGGCCUUAGGUGGACCCGUCAACGAAGGAACUACACCUGCCGGGGAAAAUGUUACUACUCCUGCUCCGACACAGACACUUAAAUGCACCUUGUGCCAGGAAAGGCUUGAAGACACUCAUUUCGUGCAAUGCCCUUCUGUACCACACCAUAAAUUUUGCUUCCCUUGCAGUAGAGAUAGCAUUAAACGCCAAGGAGCUGGAGCAGAGGUUUAUUGUCCAAGUGGGGAGAAAUGUCCAUUGGCUAAUUCGAGUAUACCAUGGGCGUUUAUGCAAGGUGAAAUAGCGACGAUCUUAGGGGAGGACCAUAAGGUGAAGAAGGAAAGGGAGUCUUAAUGGGGCCGAAGGUAAUAACGUUGGCUCAGUUGACAAGCCCUUAAAGGGCGACGUAUCCAGAAAUUGUAAUAUUGGGAGCUGGGCGCGCGAUUGUUGUUGGUCUGUUGGUCGUUGGAGGGCAGGAUUUGCAAACUUGGUAGAGGCUGUGGUCGAAUACAUUUGUUUCUGAACGCACUUUGUUUCUUCCCCUGGAGAUUAGCCAAACGGCGUGGGGAAGAACUUGUGUAAUUAACCGUACCGAAUUAUGAUAAAAAUAAAGGUUUAGACAGUCUAUGGACCGUUUCACGCAAACGAAAGGCUAAAUAUCGCCGAAUUGUACUUGUAAAUAAGCAGUUUUCGUUAGCUGAAGGAAAGCAAGGAUACACAAUUUUAUGCUGGAACGAGAAUUUAUUUUUUUUUUGUAAUAAACAAUUAUAUUGUGAAAAAAACAGCUUUUAUUUGUGUUCAUUGUUUUUUUGAUUAAUUAGAAUUAUUUUUAUUGAUAAUAUUACAUGGUUUCUUUAACUUUUUGAUUUCUCUGUGUACUUUUUAAUUCUUGUAAAUACUUGUAAAUAUUCUAAUUUUUCGCUAUAUUAAUAUCUCCUUUUUAAGUGUACAAAGUAAUUUUUAAGUGAUAAUAAAAAUAUACGCACAAUUAUAUAAGUACAUAUAUAAAUGUAUUUUACAUAUAUUUGAGUUCUUUUUGAUAUUUAUCUCUCGAUAUAUACCACCAGAUUUAUUUCCAAAUUCUGUAAAUAAAUAUAACUUACAUAACCUAAAAUUUAAAACGAUCAUAUUCCGAUGAAUUCAGUCGAAAAAACGAUUUGUUUUUCUACGAUUUCUUAGUUUCCCUUACUCUUACAUAUUUUAUUUGUUAAUCGGAAGGUAAAAACCUAGUCAAAUCAUGAAGUGCUUCGAGCGCUUCAUCAUAGGAACUCCAAAACUCGCUGGUAAAUUUUAAGGAAGAUAUCGACAUUUAAAAAUCCUUGAUAAAGAGAAAGAACAUUUUUAAUAAAAAAAACUUGUAUAUUUGUAUCUCCUUGACUUUGUCCAAGGUCGACAUUUUUUGAACGUUUUGUUUAGAAAGAUAGUUGAUAAGCUACGAUGAUAAAGAAUUUGAAUUUUUAAUAACUUGUUCUUUUUAAACAAACCUUUCAAAAAAAGAACUCGCCUACUUUUCAUCACAUAAAGGACUUUGUAAAUAUUACUAAUCUUGUAACAACUAUUUGAAGCAAUCUUUAAUAUUUUAUUGUUCUUAUUGAAAAGAAAGUGAUUUAGGUCGUCUUUUAACUCGUUUAUAGAAUUAUUUGGUAAUGUUCUAAAUCUUUCUUGUAGAACUUUCCUCCUCCCUUUUUUUUGCUUUAUUUACCUUCUCACAAGAUCGUUAUUAUUGUCGCGUAGAAAUUUAAGUCUCGUGUAUAAUAUUGAAAAAAAUUAACUUAUAGAAUUUUUGGGGGGGGCGCGUGUAUUAUACCGAGCGUUCUUAAUGCCGAAACAAAAAUAAUAAAAAUCAAUAUUAUGAUAAAUAUAUUAUUAAACAUUUGUGAUGACAAAGCACAGUUUUAAUAUCGUAUUGACAAUGUCAGUUUUUUGUAACUUGAUUGUUGAUUAAAUCAACUGGCAUAAUUUGUAUGUUUAAUGAAGAAAAAAGCUUGUACAAUCCCGCUGUUACUUGAUGUGAAAUAAAACUGAAUAUUCAAUGUGUAA